Molecule: messenger RNA, 828 nt
Organism: Lytechinus variegatus (green sea urchin)
Lineage: Eukaryota; Metazoa; Echinodermata; Echinoidea; Temnopleuroida; Toxopneustidae
Product: glycine N-methyltransferase-like
Exons: 5
Coding region: 1-828 (275 amino acids)
Biological process (GO): S-adenosylmethionine metabolic process; regulation of gluconeogenesis; one-carbon metabolic process
Cellular component (GO): cytosol
Molecular function (GO): S-adenosyl-L-methionine binding; identical protein binding; glycine binding
Source: RefSeq, a predicted model, not a curated record
AUGCCAGGUUCUUCAAUUUUAGCCAACCCAUUUGAAGACAAAGAUAUUAUAAUAAAAUUUGGCGUCAAAUAUGAACGUUCAGAAAGAUUUAAAAGGUGGAUGCUAGAACAACUAGAAGGUUAUCAAUGCCACCGUAUCUUAGAGGCUGCCUGCGGCACUGGUGGGGAUUCCUUGUUGCUCUUGGAGAAAGGCUUUCAUGUCACUAGUUCGGAUGACUCCCAGCAAAUGGUUAACUACGCAAGACAAGUUAAAAAGGAGAAGCAAAUUGAAAACUGGGAAAUAUUAAAAGCUAAUUGGUUAUCUCUAAGAGACGAUCUCCACGGGCUUGGAACAUUUGAUGCAGUGUUGUGUGUUUCAAGUUCCAUUAUCUGUCUCAUUGAUGAAACACCAGAACUGGCCCUCUAUCGUCAGAGUUUCGAAAAUUUCAAAUCAAUGUUGAAACCUGGUGGGAUUCUCCUAAUCGACCAUAGGAACAUGGAUGCCGUCAUAGACCAAGGCACACCAGUCAACAAGCUCGUUUAUUACAAGCACAAUACCAUUGCUAAUAUGGAGUCCCAGCUUCUUACAUAUGAAGGAAACCCGUUUGCUGCAAAUAUCUCAUAUGAUAUGAUCCAGGAACACAGUGAUCGACAGGAUUCUCUUCUAUCCAAGGGGAUCGUUGAAAGAGUGACGAUCCCUUUGCAAGCAAUUCGGACGCAGAAAUUUACAAGUCUUCUAAAAGAGAUUUUCGGGGAAGAUUGUGAAUACAACACGUUUGCCGAUUUCAAGUCAUGUGGAGAGGUGGAUUUACCGGCAUAUUAUCAAUAUGUCUUCCGCAAAUCAACAUGA